This is a messenger RNA of Carica papaya (papaya), 1880 nucleotides long. The record is from RefSeq and is a predicted model, not a curated record. NCBI's taxonomy places the organism in Eukaryota, Viridiplantae, Streptophyta, Magnoliopsida, Brassicales, Caricaceae.
CACGACAAUGCCCAAAAGAACUACGCGUUUGGGUUGUCUUUUAAUUCAGGAAAAUCAGAGCUGUUUUUAGGACAAUUUUCUCUUUCUUUCUUCUCAUUUCUCUCCAGAAACAAACAAGGAGAAAUUACAGAGAAAAAGAAAACAACUGUUGAGUCCUGGGGGGUACAAUUUUCUCAAUCUCUCCUCCUCCUCCUCCUCAAGAAUUCUGCUUGAUGAUUAAUCUGAGAUGGUUGUUUCUGGGUCAAAUACUCUGUGAAGAAUACGAAAGUUUUGCAACCCAUUGCUGAUCAUCAUCCUUUCAGAUUCUUCUUUUUUAGGAAUUUCUUCUACCUACCUCUGCUUUUAAGGUUACUUUCCUACAAAUUGUAUCGCCAUCAUAAACCCUCUUCUUUAAAGGAUAGAGAUCUGUUGUUCUGAGAUUUUUUUAUAAUAAAAAAAUUUUGUGGUGCUACUUUGCUCCUUGGAGACUCUGGGUCCUCAAGAUUUUUGUUGUUUGAAACUCAAGUUGUGGGUGACAAGGUGCUGCUGUUGUUUUCGCUCUCUCUGUAUUCGUGGUUUUGGAAGAAAAAGGUUGGUUGAGGAAGAGAACAAAUAAUGGAGGAAACAGUAGCGGCAAGGUAUUGGUGUUACAUGUGUGAUCAGAUGGUGAACCCCAUCAUGGAAGUUGAAAUCAAAUGCCCAUUUUGUCAAAGUGGAUUUUUGGAAGAAAUGGGAGGUGGCACAAAUCAAGAGCCUGAUUCUGAUUUUGGAUCGGAGCGUGCCCUCUCUCUUUGGGCCCCAAUCUUGCUUGGCAUGAUGAACAAUCCCCAGCGCCGAAGAAGGCUUAGGAGGGUGGAAUUUGAGGAAGAAGAUGAUGAUAAUGAGAAUGAUGAAGCACCUCGUGGAGUAGAUAGUGAGUUGGAUAGAGAACUGGAAUCCUUUAUUAGGAGGAGAAGAAGAAGUUCGGCUACAAUUUUGCAAAUGCUUCAAGGCAUUCGAGCUGGAAUGGCAGCUGAAUCUGAGAAUCCUGAAACCGAAAGGGAUAGGGAUAGAGAAAGGGAGCGUGUCAUCUUGAUCAACCCUCUCAAUCAGACAAUCUUUGUUCAAGGUUCAUAUGAUUCAAAUCAAAGACAGAAUCAGGGUCAAAUAGGGUCUCUCGGUGAUUAUUUCAUUGGACCUGGACUAGAUUUGUUGCUUCAGCAUUUGGCAGAGAAUGAUCCAAAUAGGUACGGGACUCCACCAGCACAGAAGGAAGCAGUUGAAGCAAUACCUACAGUGAAGAUAGGGGAGAGCUUGCAGUGUUCAGUGUGUUUGGAUGAUUUCGAGAUUGGUGGUGAAGCAAAGGAAAUGCCAUGUAAGCAUAAAUUUCAUAGUGGAUGCAUAUUGACAUGGCUUGAGCUCCAUAGUUCUUGUCCAGUCUGUAGAUACCAACUUCCUGCUGAUGAAUCGAAGGUUGAUUCUGAAAGGUCCUCAAGCCGUGAGAGAGAGGGCAAUAACAAUGGUGAGGGGAGUGGUGAAGAGGGAGAUGGCGAUGGUAGAAAUGGAAGCGGGAGAAGGUUCAUGAUCCCAUGGCCAUUCAAUGGCCUCUUCUCUUCUUCCACAGGGGAUAAUUCGUCCUCAACAUCAGGUUCUGAAACUGCAAACACUUCUGAGAGAGAUGGGAAUUGAGCAUAUUUUCAUGAGUUGUGUGUAUGAAUACUUAUUCUGCCUUGGUUAUUGUGUACAUAGCGAAAGAAGAGAAUGUGUAUUAAUCUUCUUUUUUUGUAGAUUAUGUUAUUGUUUAAUAUGGGAUUCCAAUCCAAUUGUUUCUUGAUUUGGUCGGAAUAUUGUUAUGUUAUUAAGUUGGAAUUAUUUUUCCCCCCUUCAAUUCAAUUAAGAUGCAAGGAUGUUGCUUGUCUGAA